UGUCAUUCACUGAAACAUUUUGAGUCUUCGAUAAUCGUAAUAUCCUGUCUUUCCUUAUUUUAGUUCAAAUUCAAUUUAUAACUGUUUCAACGGUGCAAAGUGAGAGCAGUUAUAAACGCUCGUUGCAGUUUAAACAUUACAAUCCGUCGGACACUUGAAUAAAUCGGACGUUUUUAAACUUUGCAUUUCUUUGUUCGUGGUGUAAAAGGAACCAUGGAAGUUGAAAACAAAUCUACCGAGAUCCGCUGCCAGGAGAUGUCGAAGGGCGGUCUGGCGUACGAGGUGAUCCUCGCGGAGCCGGUUGGCGUGCCGGCACCGCGCCGCGCCGACUCCCCGGAGAAGACGCCCUCCGUCGAGGAAAUUCAGGAGAAACUUAAGGCCGCUGAGGAAAGGAGACGUAGCCUGGAAGCAAGCAAGAUGGCUGCGAUCGCACAGAAGAUGGCCAAGAUCGAGGAGGCGUCGCGUAUCCGCAGCGAGCAGACCAACAACUUUAUCUGCACCACUAAGGAGGCGCUCGACGCCAAGAUGGACUCUCAUGAGGAGAAGCGCGAGGCUUACAUCAGCGAGCUGCGCGCGCGCCUCAAGGAUCACCUCGAGGGUGUUGAGAAGACCAGGUUGUCCCUGGAGCAGCAGACGGCGGAGGUCUACAAGGCGAUUGAAGAGAAGAUGAACACAGCAGCUGACAAGCGCGAUGAGAACAUCAAGAAGAUGCUUGAACGCCUGCGCGAACAUGAGGAGCAGGUACAGAAGGUGCGCGAUGGCAACCGGGAGAGAUUCCAGCAGCUGGAGAGCGCUAUCCAGGAGAAGCUGCAGCAGGCGGCAGACCGCCGCUUGCAGCUGGAAGCUGAGCAGAAGGAGAAGCUGCGCAACCAUAACAAUAAGCUAGCCGAGGUGCGGUCCGUCAUCACCGCCAAGAUGGAGGAGAUCACCAAAGACAUCGAGGUUAAGCUCACCACAGCUGAGCAGAAUAGGGAAAAGGAGAUACAAAAGAAAUUGGACUUUGUUAAAAAGGAGGAGCGACGCGCCGAGCUUGUGCGACAGAACAAGAAUGCGCGCGCCGAGACCGAGCCCGCGCCCACCUCGGGCUAGGCCCCGCGCCCACCUCGCCGUCUGCUGCCGCCGCAUACACAUACACUACACCACACAACUCAACAACUCAUAACAACCACACAACAACCACUCAACUCACAACAACCACACAAUACUCACAAGGUUGCAUCGAUACACAAACACCAAAGACAACAUUCGAAGUUCGAAGUUUGAAAUGUUACUCUUGCCAUAGACCACAUUAACGAAGUUGUUUAUUCGGAGUUUUUGUGUCUCGAUGUACCCGUAACUGGAGAACUGGACUUAACACCAACAAACAACAUUGGUGUAUUACUGUUUGUAACAUCUUAGCAAAAAAGGCCCAAGUAGAAGUAACGACUGAGGCCGGGCCAUAGUCCGUGACGUCACACAUCACACGCGCUGCAGCUGCAAGGAACGGUGCUGUUGAUCCACUUGAGACUGAAAAUUAUGUUAUAUCUUUUAAGCUUAUAUUCAUUUAUGUUUAUUUAUAUUAUUUUUCUCAAUGUUCCUAUUAUUUUAUCAUGAAUUACUCGCGUUAUGUAAUUCAAAUGUAUGCACGGCACUUUUCCUUGAUAUUUGACCUUCGUAGAUUCACGGCAGCUUAACGGUAUGUAUGGUACAAGGCCAGUGAGGCACUAGUAAGCAUUUACUAAUUAAUGUAUAAGAAUUUAACUUAACUAGCACAGACGUUCUAUUUUUAAAGUUACACCUAAGCUAUUGCUGAAGUUUUGAUGUUAUUUAGUGAAAAUUACUAGUGUGUUGAGGCCCUGAGGUAUAACGAUGCAGUGGGAAUUUUGGCUGGUAAACAAAUGUAUGGAAUACGAGGCGGCAGUGUUUAAAUAUCUAUGAUUUUCUAUUUACCACCCCCUAGGGGAUGUUUGCCUCCACUCAUUUCUACGUACUCUAGUAAAAACUUUUUUUUUUGGUAAUUUUUAUGUUUGUAGUAUUUUAUAAUUACUCUAUGGCCUAUUUUUAAUUGAAUUAUACCUAUCCGAGUUAUGUUAUUAGGACUUUUGUUGGGAUGAAUAAAUGAAUGUUGUCAGUAAGGUGUGGUACCGCGCUAUCGGCACUUAGCAACAGUACGCGGGAUGAGGAAGGGCUUAGUACUAUUUCUAAUCGUUAGUAAUAGUCUUAUAUCAUUAUUUUUAAUAUUAUAACAUACGCAACAGUAUUUUUAGGGGAAGUAUAAUCUAAAUUUAAGUUUAUCUCAUGUUUAAAAUUUUACUAAUCGCCUUACGCUAGGGAAACCCUUCGGGAACUUUCCAUCGGAUUUGUCGGUUUGUGACUGCAUCGGUUUGUGUGAAUUGUUCGCGGCAACGAGCGCGGCAUGGCAACCCCGGGUGAAGACUCCCGAUUCUAACCCAUCGCUAAUUCUAAUCUAAAGCUUUUGCUAACUUUAAAUAUUAAAUAAUGUAAUUGUUUAAACUAGAAGAGGGAGUUCGCAGUGUGCACCCAGUGUUGCCAGCAUAGUCGCACAUCUAGUCCAAGUUUUAUCCACGUUGUCAAACACUUCCCAUGUUAUGAUCUCAGCAAGCACAUUGAAUUUGUCGAAAACUUAGUUAACAUCGGAAGUGCCUCAGUAAACGUUAACCGGCUCACGGAUUUAUCAAUAAAACGUAUGACAUAUGAAACUGCCUUUCAUAGCGUUUUAUAUUUUUUUAAUGGACUGUAGGGAGGGCGCGGCCGCGGACUGGAUGCGGUGGGCGCAGUGGGCGCGAGUCGCUUCUGUGAUGUUUUUGCUCUAGUGAUAUCGUAUCGAUUAUUCGGUUAGGCACAAAUGUUAUCGAUACGUAGGUUACGAGAUUGUCGAGAUUGUCUCUAUUCCGGUAGGGCUCGAGGAGGUGGACACGCGGGGUAUUCGCGGUGCAAGCGAGAGGGUUUUUGUAUUUGAUAGUAUAUUUUUGGCAUUGAUCGGGCGUCGUGUACAUACAGAGGGGCGGGGGCGAGGCGUACUGCUUGGCACGUGAGCGGCGGGCGACAGCUUUCUGCUUACUCCAUGUUACUGACUAACGCUACUCGAGUAAGUGAACUAGUUGUAAGUUACUAGCUUGUUUUUCGGUGAAGACGUGAAAACCUCUGACCAAUUUGCCUUGGAUAUUGUGUAGCCUUUUAGAUCCGCGAGAUCGAGACGAAUCAUGUAUAGCGACGCGACAUAUAGCUUUCAGAUGAUUAUAUUAUGUUUCUCUAAUAUUAGUCACUACAUUAUCUCUUACGGUGUUAUUAUGUACGUUAAUUUUAUAUUUUCUCAUUAAUAAUAUGCUUCAGUUUGUGAGAAGUAUAAUAAUGCUGUUUGAAGUGCAGGCAACUUUUGUAGUUUCAUUGUCGUAUUGAAUAAAGUCAUAAAUACUAAUAUAA
Molecule: messenger RNA, 3423 nt
Organism: Papilio polytes (common Mormon)
Lineage: Eukaryota; Metazoa; Arthropoda; Insecta; Lepidoptera; Papilionidae
Gene: stai
Product: inner centromere protein
Exons: 7
Coding region: 214-1089 (291 amino acids)
Biological process (GO): neuron projection development; microtubule depolymerization; regulation of microtubule polymerization or depolymerization
Cellular component (GO): cytoplasm; neuron projection
Molecular function (GO): tubulin binding
Source: RefSeq, a predicted model, not a curated record